Mastomys coucha (southern multimammate mouse) is the source of this 3544-nucleotide messenger RNA. RefSeq names its product RAB15, member RAS oncogene family (gene Rab15). Gene Ontology annotation, biological process: Rab protein signal transduction. Gene Ontology annotation, molecular function: GTPase activity; GTP binding. The record is from RefSeq and is a predicted model, not a curated record. The transcript has 7 exons. Lineage: Eukaryota; Metazoa; Chordata; Mammalia; Rodentia; Muridae. The coding region runs from base 377 to 1015 and encodes 212 amino acids.
GGGUCCGGGCACCCCAGGGCUUGAGAGCAGAGCUGGGACCCCGCCCCGGACGGCCGCGGGGUCCCCGCCGCUCCCCUCCCGCGCUCCCGCUGCAGCGGCGGCGCAGGGGACCGGCGGAGGGCCGGGCAGGGCGGCAGCCGCAGCUGUCCCCUCCCACCUCCCGCCAGCGCGAGCUUCCCCGCGCCGCGCUCCCGCCGCAGCCGCGCUUCCCCGCGCCAGCGAGCCAGCGAGCGAGCGGGCGAGGCAGCGCGGGGGCCGGGCCGCUUCCUCCUCGCCACCGCGGCGUCCUGGGGCGGGCUCCGGCCGCGAUGGCAGAGGCUGAGCGGGGCUGAGCCCGCAGCCGCCCGCAGCCCUCAGGCCCCCUCGAGUCCCUGCCAUGGCGAAACAGUACGAUGUGCUGUUCCGGCUACUGCUGAUCGGGGACUCCGGGGUGGGCAAGACAUGCCUGCUGUGCCGCUUCACCGACAACGAGUUCCACUCCUCGCAUAUCUCCACCAUCGGUGUUGACUUUAAGAUGAAGACCAUCGAAGUAGACGGCAUCAAAGUGAGGAUACAGAUUUGGGACACAGCAGGGCAGGAGAGAUACCAGACUAUCACAAAGCAGUACUAUCGGCGAGCCCAGGGAAUAUUUUUAGUCUACGACAUUAGCAGUGAGCGCUCUUAUCAGCACAUCAUGAAGUGGGUCAGUGACGUGGAUGAGUACGCUCCAGAAGGGGUCCAGAAGAUCCUCAUAGGGAAUAAGGCUGAUGAAGAACAGAAACGGCAGGUGGGGAGAGAGCAGGGGCAGCAGCUGGCUAAGGAGUACGGCAUGGACUUCUACGAAACAAGUGCCUGCACCAACCUUAACAUUAAAGAGUCCUUCACUCGUCUGACGGAGCUGGUGCUGCAGGCCCACAGGAAAGAGCUGGAUGGUCUCCGAACAUGUGCCAGCAAUGAGCUCGCACUGGCCGAGCUAGAGGAAGAUGAAGGCAAACCUGAGGGCCCAGCAAACUCUUCAAAGACCUGCUGGUGCUGAGGGGUCUGUGUGGAGUCCCCCCCCCAGCCCCCUCCCCUCAGGAGGCCCGUGGAGGCAGGGAGUCUGGGCUUUGUGCACCACUGUCCUUUCAUUUGAUGAUCCUGUUGAAAACCAGUAGCUGCUACUCCCCUACCUGGCCCUUUGAGCAGCUCUGCUGUGGUCUCCGAGCGGCCUCUGCCCCAGCCCCUCUAUCCUGGAGUGGUAACCUUUCAGCCUGUUUCCCAGCCAUAGGCCUGCCGUGACCCCAGAAUGUGCUGCAACCAUCUCACCACCCCAGGCUCUGGGACAACAGUCAAAGCUGGAGUCAAGGCCACUUAAAGAUUCCUUAGUGCAUCUUGUUUUUGUUUUUGUUUUUUUUCAAGACAGGGUUUCUCUGUGUAGCCCUGGCUGUCCUGGAGCUCACUUUGUAGACCAGGCUGGCCUCGAACUCAGAAAUCCGCCUGCCUCUGCCUCCCAAGUGCCAGGAUUAAAGGCGUGCACCACCACUGCCCAGCCUUCCUUAGUGCAUCUUGUGGACUCUGCUUUUUCUCUUCUUUCUUCUCUUCUUCCACUCCCUUCCCUCCCAUGUACAUCCACGUCUCUCCUCCCUUGCCUGUGUGUCCUGCCAAGCACUGCUAAUGCGGUUCCUUCCUUCUAUCCUUCCUGAUUCUGCCUAAGGGAAUGGACCCAGGCUCUGCCCUAGGAUGGACGGCUCCCCCUGCUCUGGGGUAGGCUGAAGGCUAAGGGUGCUUCUUCCCCCUCCCCUCUCCAUGGCCCCUCCUUGUGCCAUGGGCUGCCCUCCCCAAUGGCCUGGGAAGGUAGAACACUGAGGUAGGAAGGGAACCCUACUAGGUGGUCCUCAAGCCUGGACUGACCUCUUCUGCCUUUGCCUUCUGCUGGAGUUUUGGCCUUGCCUGGCUGCCUACAUGCCUCUGUGAGGAACUAAGUCCAGAGGCAGGCACAGCAGAGAAGAAAAAGAUGGGGUGGCAGGGAUUAAGUCACCUCUGUUCUCUACCUCCCAUGCAGUGAGGACACAGCCCCUUCACCUGGAUUCAUAAAUUGAAAGAUAGGGAUGGAGGUCUGAGGACAUCAAAGGGCAAGGGGAGCCCUGGGGUCAGAUACUGUAUAGUCAGCUGUGAACUCCAGAGAGAGGCAAGAGCAGAUGCGAAGGGCUGGCUCCUGGAACCAGGGUUAGAGCAAGAGCAGAGGGAGCAGAGAACAGUGAGUGCCUUGGCGACCGACUGCAGGGCAUCCUGUGUGAGGACAUUUACCCAGAUUCCCCGGGCAGAGGUGACAAGUAAUCAAUCACUCCUCUUUCACUGAACCCAGCCUUCGGAAGUUAAGGUUUCCCUCCAGAGUCUGUGGCCAACAGGCCUUAAGACUGGAAGAGAAGGGCAGGUAUGGGUGGAAACACUUGGUGCUGUUCUGCCUUCCAGGACUCCCUCCCCCUGGCUCCCCUAGCUUUGCCAACUGCUGUGUGGCUACCAAGGGAGGGAAAGAGACACCCUCCUCCAGAGUUCUAUGCUCAGGAAGUUUCUCUAACCCUCUGGUCCAAGAGUAGCUUGAAGGAGGCCCCCUCCCAAAAAGACAAAAACAAAAAAACCAAACCCUGGUAGGGUUUGUCCUUACAUUUCCCAAGGUGGGAGGAGCUCAGGUAAGAGAAUAGUCCCAAGAUGCACUUCAGGCCUGGGGCUGGAGCCAAAGCAGAGGAAGAACUGGGCACUGACGGAGCAUUCAUGGACCAAGGUCCUUGCAAAUCCAGGGCACAGCUGUGAUGACAGAGAGCCCCACGCCUCUUUAGUCCUCUAAAAAGGGAGAUGGGGGUGAAAUCAGUGGGAAUGUCUCCCUGACUUAGCCAACCAGGAAGCAGGCCGGAGAGAGCAGCUCAGGAUUUCUGGUGGAGGGAGAAGGAGAACAGAACAGUAGUCCAUUGUUCACUACAGAGAAACAGUGUUGGCUCAAAGACUGGAUGGUGGCUGGCUUGAGGUGGCUUCCUUGGGGACUGACUCCUGGGUAGUAGCAAGCCUUAGGUAGACUCACGUAACAGUGAGCAGACCUGCCUUCAGCCAGGGACCCAAGGAGAGCUUCUACAGGGCACAGGCCCUAACCUGUCACAAGUGUCACUGUCUUCUUGCCCCAGCCCCUUAAGAAAGGACUUGAUUUUUACUACCUUGAGGAUUCUGGGAGGGAAUCUGGGGCUGGGAUUCUGUGGACACUGUACCAUAGUUACUCUGAAGAAUGGCAACAAAAGGAAGCUGGGAUAUGAAGAGCACCUGUGCUCGCUCUCUUCUGGAGUUUGCCUCACCCUAACUGCCAGUCUGGGAGAUUGGCUUGGGCUGUGUCAUUGGCCUUGACUGUUCAGCAGGCUCGCCUGGCCUGUCUGCCCAUUACCUGAGAUCAACUCACCCUGGUACACCACCUGAGUCCCACUAUCUCCCUGUGAUGGGUGACCUUUGUGUACUGUGUCUUGGGUCCAUUAUAUGAAUUGUAAGCAGGGUUCAUCUAUUUUAAACACAAAUGUUUACAAAAUAAAGAAUAUUUCAAACCAUA